Molecule: messenger RNA, 2214 nt
Organism: Heterostelium album PN500
Lineage: Eukaryota; Evosea; Eumycetozoa; Acytosteliales; Acytosteliaceae
Product: methylmalonyl-CoA mutase
Exons: 2
Coding region: 1-2214 (737 amino acids)
Cellular component (GO): mitochondrion
Molecular function (GO): methylmalonyl-CoA mutase activity; cobalamin binding; metal ion binding
Source: RefSeq, a predicted model, not a curated record
AUGAAUAAGUUAAUAAAUAAUUCUAUAACGAGAAAUCUUAUUAGAAGAAGUUAUUGUCAAAUAAAUACUACUACACCUGCUUUACCAAAGGAAUGGAUUGAUUUAGCAAAGAAAGAGAUUAAACAUGAUGACCCAGCAAAGAAGUUGACUUUUUCAUCACCAGAGGGUAUUCAAAUCAAACCACUCUACAUGAAAGAGGAUGUAAAGAACGUUCAAGAUGAAAUUCCAGGUAAAUUCCCGUUCACUCGUGGUCCCUAUGCAACGAUGUAUUCGAAUCGUCCAUGGACUAUUCGUCAGUACGCAGGUUUCAGUACUGCCGAAGAAUCAAAUAAAUUCUACAAAAAGAACAUGGCUGCCGGUCAGAAAGGUCUGUCGGUUGCAUUCGAUUUGGCAACACAUCGUGGUUACGAUUCCGAUCAUCCGAGAGUGGUCGGUGACGUCGGUAUGGCCGGUGUCGCUAUCGAUUCCGUCGAAGACAUGAAGAUCCUAUUCGAUAGUAUCCCGCUGAAGGACGUCUCCGUCUCGAUGACUAUGAACGGUGCUGUGUUGCCAGUGUUGGCAAUGUAUGUGGUCGCCGGUGAGGAGCAAGGCGCCAAACAAGCACAACUCAGCGGUACCAUUCAAAACGAUAUUCUCAAGGAGUUCAUGGUGAGAAAUACAUUCAUCUAUCCACCAGAGCCAUCGAUGCGUAUCAUCAGUGACAUUAUGGCGUACACAUCAAGAAACAUGCCAAAGUACAACUCGAUUUCAAUCUCUGGUUAUCACAUGCAGGAAGCCGGUGCCGACAUUGCGCUCGAGCUUGGAUUCACAAUUGCCGACGGUCUCGAGUAUGCCAGAUGCGGUAUGCAAGCCGGUGUCACCGUCGAUGAGAUUGCACCACGUUUCUCUUUCUUCUUUGGUAUCGGAAUGAAUUUCUACAUGGAGAUUGCCAAGUUGAGAGCUGCACGUAGACUUUGGGCACACUGGGUAAAGAAGAUCUUCAAUCCAAAGGAUGAGAAAUCGUUGAUGCUCAGAACACAUUGUCAGACAUCGGGAUGGUCACUCACCGAGCAAGAUCCAUACAACAACGUCAUUAGAACCACUGUCGAAGCGAUGGCUGCCGUUCUCGGUGGAACUCAGAGUUUGCACACCAACGCUCUCGACGAAGCCAUCGGUUUGCCAACUGAAUUCAGUGCAAGAGUAGCCAGAAACACCCAGUUGAUUCUCCAAGAGGAGACUGGUAUCCCAAGAAUCAUUGACCCAUGGGGAGGUUCCUACGCAAUGGAAGCACUCACCAACGAACUUGAGGCACGUGCUCAAUCGAUUAUCGAGGAGGUUGAAUCUAUGGGUGGUAUGUCAAAGGCUGUCGCCGAAGGUAUGCCAAAGCGUAGAAUCGAAGAGUCUGCCGCCGGAAGACAAGCUAGAAUCGAUUCCGGUUCGGAAACUAUCGUUGGUGUAAACAAGUAUCGUUUGAAGAAUGAAGAUCCAAUCGAUAUCUUGGCAAUCGACAACAAGAUCGUAAGAAAAUCGCAGAUCGAUCGUUUGGAGAAGAUCAAGGCAACCAGAGACAACGAUGCCUGCCAAAAGAUUCUCGCCGAGAUGACCGAGGCUGCCAGAAACAAGACUGGCAAUCUUUUGGAGCUUGCUAUCAAGGCCGCUCGUUUGAGAUGUACUGUUGGUGAGAUUUCCUAUGCAUUGGAGACUGUCUACGGACGUUACAAGCCAACCCACUCCCUUGCAAGCGGUGCCUACAAGACCAACUAUGGAAAGACCAACGAGAUCGACAAUGUUGUGUCAGAGGUCAAGCGUUUCACCGAAAAGUAUGGUCGUCCACCACGUAUUUUGGUUGCCAAAAUGGGUCAAGACGGUCACGAUCGUGGUGCCAAGGUUAUUGCUUCUGGAUUCUCUGAUUUAGGUUUCGAUUGUGAUGUCGGUCCCUUAUUCUCCACUGCCAACGAAGUCGCUCGUCAAGCAAUCGAUGCUGACGUUCACGUCGUUGGUAUUAGUUCACAAGCAGCUGGUCACAAGACUUUGGUUCCAGAAUUGAUUGAAGAGCUCAAGAAGCUUGGUGCUGGUCAUAUUGCCGUUGUUUGUGGUGGUGUCAUUCCAGCUCAAGAUUACGAUUUCCUCUAUAAGGCUGGUGUUGCCGAUAUCUUUGGUCCUGGAACUAAAGUUACUGAUGCUGCAAUCAACGUUAUCAAGGCUGUCGAAGAGAAUCUUGAAAAACAAAAAUAA